Molecule: messenger RNA, 1214 nt
Organism: Bufo bufo (common toad)
Lineage: Eukaryota; Metazoa; Chordata; Amphibia; Anura; Bufonidae
Gene: BBIP1
Product: BBSome interacting protein 1
Exons: 3
Coding region: 184-396 (70 amino acids)
Biological process (GO): cilium assembly; receptor localization to non-motile cilium
Cellular component (GO): BBSome
Source: RefSeq, a predicted model, not a curated record
UGCGCCUCCAGGGAGGUAUUACUACAUAUCCCAGCGUGCACUGCGCAAAGUGUACGUACGUCAUGACGUCACCGGUUACCAAGUAACUGAAGGUUGUAAGAUCUGGAUGUUCAACUGCUGCACUACCGAGAAGGUCUUGGACAUCAGCUGAGGAGACCUGCGUUCAUCCUCCAUAUAUCCACAAUGCCAGAGGUGAAGUCCAUGUUCCGGGAGGUGCUUCCUAAACAAGGGCAGCUGUGUGUUGAAGAUGUCCCAACCAUGGUGAUGUGCAAACCGAAGCUGUUACCCCUGAAAUCAGUCACCCUCACAAAGCUGGAUAAGAUGCAGCGAGAUGCCCAGGAGACAAUCAGACAGCAGGAAAUGGCUCGGAGCAGCCAGGCUGAACCCCAACCCUGACUAAUGCAGCACCAAGACAGCUGUAGUCUCCUACACGUCCCCUGCACAUUUUACAGCUGAAGUUUUAGAACUCUGCAUUGUUCUGUACGAUUUUCUAGGUUUUACAUUCAUAUUAAAGACACACAUGUCCAUUUCAUAUGUAACAGAAAGCAGGUAGAUGUAUAAUCACUAGUGUUUCCUCUAGUGUCUAUGCCAGUAAUCUCCACGCCAGCUGUUGUAAAAUUGUAUGCUAGGAGUUGUAGUUUUCAAACAGCUGGAGAUCCACGGGUUGAAGAGCGCUGAUCUGGGCCAUAGUCAUGAACUAGCAUGCUUUGGUUGUCCGCAUGGAACAAGCUUUCCUAGUCAAUGGCUUUCAUUUCAGUGAGUGCACCAAGGCCUUGUCGUAAAUUGCAUAAAUUGGUGGUACGUCCACUACGUCUAGCUUGCCAAGGGAGUGUGCCCCAAGGGGUGACAUGUGAGAUCUGAACUACAUUUAUCUUUCAGCCUGAGCCACUGCAAUACAUUUGGUACAUGUCUAGCCUGCCGUUUAAGCCAUCUACAGGUUUAGUAAAUCUGCCCCAAUAUCGUUCUGGCAGCUGGAAGAUUUAAUCACAAGUCUGAUACAGAGCUCCAAAUCUUCUGCUUCCCUUCACAUAAACGGGGAGCUGACUGGCGCCUCCACUAGGGGGAACUUACUGAAGACAGAUUUAUUAAUAUUGUGUUUGUCCCCUUAAAGGGGUUGUCUCAUCUCAGACCAUGAGGGCAUAUUGGUAGGAUAAGCCCCCAUUAGGGACCCGCACCUAUCUUCUAAACGGACUCUGGUCCGGCCACCACCAAGC